CAGGAUAUGUUUUCAAACUCCCCUGCCUUUUCAAAGCCGGCAGGCACGAUAGUACCAGCGAAGGGGUGUUAACUCGGCACCGCUGCCGAACUUGAUCAGAAUGCUGACCAGUCUUAUAAGGUAAGCGCCCAUAAUUUUUCCGCUGCCAUGGAAAACUCCUGUGCUAAAUUUUUCACCGCUUGGAUUAGCAUACACCCUCAUACACCCAAUCGAUACAUCAUAUUGAUACUUGAUAUCGAUGCUGUAUCGAUGCAUAUUCUGGGUGUGAUAGGUCCAGAACACAACCCUUGACUGUUGGUAGUGGUAGAGUGCUGAAUGCAAGAUUGGACUCAUUCAAUCCUUCAAAUUAUAUAUAUAUAUACCCAGCCCACAAAGCUUCUACAGUUUUCUCGCGCUUCUCCCUUCCAUUUACGCUCAUAACACACGAUAGAGCUUAGGUGUUCAAAUAUCAAUCCUUGCCGCGUCGGAUUUGGCAAUGCGCUCUUUUGCACUUCUUUUGGCUGCAGCAGCAGUGGCAGGCUCCACCUCUGCAUCUGAAUUGUCCCGAAGGCAGUUUAAUCUGCCCACUUGUGCCCUUCCGUGUCUAACCGCCACCAGCUCUACUUCCUUCGGUAACUGUUCCUCCACCGACGAGGCUUGCCUUUGUUCCAACCCACAAUUCAUUUCCAACGCCACGACGUGUAUUGAGGGCGCUUGCACUGGCAACGAUUUGCAAACGGCAAUAUCCGCCGCGGAGGCUUUAUGUGCGCAAGCAGGCGUAACACUUGAUACAAGUUCCAUUAUCGCCUCCGUUUCUGCCACUGCGACCACACCCCUUGUGUCGGCUAGCUCGGGAUCUGCCAGUGCAAAUCCGACUGCAACUACUAGCGGUACAAGUUCUAGUACUAAUGGCGCCCUUUACAACGGCAUAUCUCCGGAAAUUCUCCUCAGUCUAGUGACAGGCGUGGCCGCAUGGAUUGCAUUCUGAUAUUUAUUCUUCGUAACACUCGCUUUGGCCCACCUUCUUCUGUGCUGUUCGCGUUUGCAUGUUUUUCUUUCCUGUUGAGACUCUCUUUUUGUUUCAUCCCCGGACUUGGAUUUGUACCCACCCAAUUUCAGCCUCGCUCUUCAAGUUGGUACAUAGUACACACCCUUUACUUACUGUGUUCGUUGUUCGAAAAAACUUUGACUCUGGUUAAACACAUCG
This is a messenger RNA of Lentinula edodes (shiitake mushroom), 1186 nucleotides long. RefSeq lists its product as uncharacterized. NCBI's taxonomy places the organism in Eukaryota, Fungi, Basidiomycota, Agaricomycetes, Agaricales, Omphalotaceae. The transcript is spliced from 4 exons. The coding region runs from base 476 to 967 and encodes 163 amino acids. The record is from RefSeq and is a predicted model, not a curated record.